AACAUAGAAAUGGUUAAUAAUAAAGGAAUGCUUCAUUUCAAGUUCCUCAUCAUUGGUGAUCCUAAUGUUGGGAAAUCAUGCUUGUUAUAUAGAUUCACAGAUAAUAAGUUUAAGAGUCAAUCAAAUCAUACUAUAGGAGUAGACUUUGCAUCUAGGAUAGUAGAGGUCGGAGGAAGGUCUGUCAAGCUACAGGUUUGGGAUACAGCCGGUCAAGAGAGGUUCAGAUCAGUUACAAGAAGUUAUUAUAGAGGAUCAGCAGGUGUUAUCCUGGUAUAUGAUAUUGCCAACCGAGAGACUUAUAAUCACAUCACAAACUGGCUGAGUGAUGCCAGAGCACUCGCGAGCAAGGACGUAACGAUUAUAUUGGUUGGAAACAAGAGCGAUAUGUCUGCAGAGAGAGAAGUAUCAUUUUUGGAGGCGAUCAAGGUGGCUCAGGAGAAUGACUUGUUGUUCCUCGAGACUAGUGCAUUGUCUGGUGACAAUGUCGAGGAGACAUUCUUGAAGUGCGCAAAGUCGAUUGUAUCAAAGAUUGAGGAUGGUCUGAUCGACAUGGACAGUCUGGGAAUACAGGUCAGCGAUGGCGACAAGAGCGCAGUCAGAGGUGCAGGCGGUGCCCCUGCCAAGACAUCAUGC
Molecule: messenger RNA, 633 nt
Organism: Acytostelium subglobosum LB1
Lineage: Eukaryota; Evosea; Eumycetozoa; Acytosteliales; Acytosteliaceae
Exons: 5
Biological process (GO): regulation of endocytosis
Cellular component (GO): endosome
Molecular function (GO): GTPase activity; GTP binding
Source: RefSeq, a predicted model, not a curated record